This is a messenger RNA of Phalaenopsis equestris, 2746 nucleotides long. Its product is annotated as probable N6-adenosine-methyltransferase MT-A70-like. The transcript is spliced from 7 exons. Gene Ontology annotation, cellular component: RNA N6-methyladenosine methyltransferase complex. The record is from RefSeq and is a predicted model, not a curated record. Lineage: Eukaryota; Viridiplantae; Streptophyta; Magnoliopsida; Asparagales; Orchidaceae. The coding region runs from base 143 to 2446 and encodes 767 amino acids.
ACCCAAACCACUCAUCUUCUCAUUUCCCCAUCAAGAGGGAAAAAUAAGCGAGACAAUUUUAUAGUUUUAUGUGAUACACAUGGCUUUUUAAACAUAAAUAGCAGGGCUUGCGCGGCCUCCUCCACCACGGGCUGAGGAAACUAUGGAAUCUCAAAUCGAUGCGACCAGCGCUGGUGUCGACGUCGACGAGGUCGCCGCACUGAAGGAGAUGCGCCUCCAACUCAUGGACGCCAUUGACGCCCGCCGCGCAGUGCAGCAGGACCUUCUCUCUUCCAUCCAAACCCUCGUACCUGAAUUCGCUACGUCCCUCGACAUCUCCCUUCGCCUCAUUCCUAAACCUAACCCUAACCCUAACCGCAACGGCACUACCAACCCAAAUACUAGCGCAAAAACAUCUUCGGAGUGCCGUCGCCGACCUCUCGCAGAUUCUAAAGCCCUGUCCCGUACCCGCAGGAAGACCUCUCCCAUCCCCCUACGUUCUUCCCGCUACCGCUUUAAUGAUGAACAAGACGAAGGAAGCGGCGUAGGAAUCGCUGGAGAUCGGCUGUCGGUCGUGCGUACUAUGGUGGCGGUGUGCCUGCUUGAGCUAGUUCCCUUCGCGGAAAUUGACUCAACCGCGCUACUUCGUCGGCUGGAGAGCGACCAGUCUUCGGCCACUUCGGCUGAAAAGGCCGCCAUGGUUGAGCUUGGCGGCGAUUUUGGAGCGAUAUCUGCGGUUGAGACGGCCCUCCGCCGCAUUUCCGAGGAUAGCGGCGGAGUGCAGCUGGAGGACUUCACGGUUAACGGAAAGUCAAUGUUAAUGGUCUGGGGUAUUGACCGGAGUAAGCUGCUUAAGGAGCUUCCUGAGAGCUCUCAACAGCAGCAAACACAGCCCGUGGAAUUUGGUUCUGGUGACGCAAGUAGUCAGAUUCAGGCAGCUCUAAUGCCUGUAGCUGACCGGGGUGCUGCUAUGUUACCUAGGCCACCCCAUGAUCUAUGGAUGGGUCACCCUGAUCCCCAUUUAUCUGGCAUGCCACCAAUGUAUACAGGGGCUGGUGCGCAGGGGCCAAUUAUUGGCCCAAGGGGUGGCCCAAGGAUGAUGGGAUUGAUGGGAAUUCCUAGAGUUAUCGGUGUUCCACCUCUUCACCGUCCACUAAUUGGACCUGGUGCAUCAAUGGUAGGACCAAAUCCCCCACCAGCCAAGCCUAGAACAGAGGAGGAUGACAGGAAGGACAUUGAGGCAUUGCUAAAUAAGAAGACCUUUAGGGAGAUGCAGAAGUCCAAAACUGGAGAGGAGCUUUUGGAUCUCAUCCACCGGCCAACUGCGAAGGAAACUGCUGUUGCUGCAAAGUUUAAGACGAAGGGUGGUUCACAAUUGAAGGAAUAUUGUACUCACUUGACCAAAGAAGAUUGCCGUCGUCAGUCAGGCUCCUUUAUGGCUUGUGCGAAGGUCCAUUUCCGGCGCAUUAUAGCUCCACAUACUGAUACAAAUUUAGGGGAUUGCUCUUUUCUUGACACAUGUCGUCAUACCAAGACCUGUAAAUAUGUUCAUUAUGAACUUGACCAAACCCCAGAUAUACCUCCAAUGAUGAUGGGAAAUUCUAAUCUACCACCCCCAAGACCGAUGAAGACUCAGCGAGCUGAAUACUGUUCAGAAGUUGAGCUUGGUGAACCUCAGUGGAUUAACUGUGACAUACGCAACUUUAGAAUGGACAUUUUAGGGCAGUUUGGUGUGAUCAUGGCUGACCCACCAUGGGAUAUUCACAUGGAAUUGCCAUAUGGAACCAUGGCUGAUGAUGAAAUGAGGAACUUAAAUGUCCCUGCUUUGCAGACAGAUGGUCUUAUCUUCCUUUGGGUCACAGGACGUGCAAUGGAGCUUGGGAGGGAAUGUUUGGAACUUUGGGGAUACAAGCGGGUAGAAGAGAUAAUUUGGGUGAAAACGAAUCAACUACAACGGAUCAUUAGAACUGGGCGAACUGGACAUUGGCUCAAUCAUAGUAAAGAACAUUGUCUUGUUGGAAUAAAGGGGAAUCCUGAGGUAAAUCGCAACAUUGAUACAGAUGUCAUUGUAGCUGAAGUUCGUGAAACAAGCAGAAAGCCUGAUGAGAUGUACCCGAUGCUAGAGAGAAUAAGCCCAAGGACAAGGAAACUAGAACUAUUUGCUCGAAUGCACAACACUCAUGCAGGGUGGCUCUCAUUGGGAAACCAAUUAAAUGGAGUAAGGCUAGUAGAUGAAGGUCUGAGGGCAAGAUUCAAGGCAGCUUAUCCAGAGGUGGAGGUUCAGCCACCAUCUCCACCAAGAAGGGCUCAUUCCGUGGAUCCCGAAUCCAGCGCCGUGCACGGGAGAAGUCCCUUUUUUGCAGUUGACUCGAAGCAGCCUACGAACAGAUUUAUGGAAAUUUCAACAUCUCAAGCUUAUGCACUGGAAGUAAAGUCAGCUGCAAUCGAAACCGAAACGGCUGCUUAAGCUAUUCUGGCUGAAAUUUACAGCUCCAGUUUUGAUUUUCACCGGAGUUCCAUCUCUGUUUCGAAGCGUGGAAGGUUUCAAAAAGCAGGCGAAGUUAUCAUUAACCGUGGGAGCGAGAUAAGUAGAAUAUCUGUAUAAAUACGAUGUUUAUUAGUCUUUGAAACUAGUUUAUUAAGCAACCGAGCUCAACUCUAUGGAAGUUAUAAUGUAAAACGUUUUUGUGCUGAAUGAAGAAGCAGAAAUCUGUUUGCUGCUGCGAUUUUUUAACAACUCGGGGUAUGCUUUUUCAUGAUUUUUUCU